AUGAUGGCUCCCGUGUGCAGCCUUCCCAGCAAGUUUAACAGCACAAUUGACACAAAAGACAGGAGUGAAGCAGUUCCCGAUACGCUGCCUGUUGGUGCAAACUCGCCCCAGAGACCUCCGCAUGGGCUCUAUGCCGAGAAGCUCUCAGGCACUUCAUUCAUCGCCCCCCGUAAUGAGAACCAGCAGACCUGGCUGUACAGGAUCCUACCAUCCGCGGCCCAUCUCCCCUACAAGUCUGUGGGCGAGAACAAAGCGACUCUCGGUGACUUGACUAAGGCCCACCAUAUCCCCACGCAGCUGAGAUGGGACCCCUUCGACCUCGACGACUCACAUGACUGGGUAACCUCUCUGAAGCUGCUCGGCGGCGUCGGAAACCCGGCCACCAAGACUGGUCUCAGCGUCAUGGACAUCCAGACCGAGCUUGGCCAUAUCUUCUUGCGCCCAAAUGAGAUCGCCGUCAUUCCGCGUGGUAUCAAGUAUCGAGUCACACAACCAUCAAGCGCUGUCAGAGGCUACAUCAUGGAGCUUUACGAUGGCCACUUCAAGCUGCCAGAGCUCGGCCCUAUCGGAUCGAAUGGCUUGGCGAAUGCCCGUGACUUCCAAGUUCCCACCGCCUCCUUUGACGAGGAUACUAGCUCAGAAUGGAUCGUGUACUGUAAGUACAAUAACAAGAUGUUCGAGGCUAUGCAGAACAAAACCCCAUUCGACGUUGUCGGCUGGCAUGGGCUUUACUACCCCUACAAGUAUGAUCUUGGUCGGUUCAACGUCAUCGGAAGCACCAGCUUCGACCACCCUGAUCUGAGCAUUUACACCGUGCUCAAUAACCCAAUCGCCGACUUUGUCAUCUUCCCUCCGCGCUGGCUUGUGCAGGAGGAUACCUUCCGACCACCGUGGUACCACCGAAACACCAUGUCCGAGUUCAUGGGCCUGAUCAGGGGUGAGUACGACGCCAAAGCCGGCGGAGGCUUUAAGGCUGCCGGCGCCAGUCUUCACAAUGUUAUGAGCGCCCACGGGCCAGACGCCGAGACUCACGAGAAGGCCAGUAAUGCAAAGCUGAGUCCUACAAAAGUUGGUGAGGGCAGCAUGGCCUUUAUGUUUGAGAGCCCGCUGAUGAUUGGAGUGACGGAAUGGGGCCUUAAAUAA
Messenger RNA from Penicillium mononematosum, 1143 nucleotides. Its product is annotated as Homogentisate 1-2-dioxygenase. The transcript has 2 exons. Gene Ontology annotation, molecular function: homogentisate 1,2-dioxygenase activity. The record is from RefSeq and is a predicted model, not a curated record. NCBI's taxonomy places the organism in Eukaryota, Fungi, Ascomycota, Eurotiomycetes, Eurotiales, Aspergillaceae. Gene Ontology annotation, biological process: L-phenylalanine catabolic process. Gene Ontology annotation, cellular component: cytoplasm. Bases 1 to 1143 code for a protein of 380 amino acids.